AGCUAUUAAGCCGAGUUUGUAGCGAGAGCGCGCGUAUUAGAAUGAGGACUUCCUGGGGUUUGUUGGGAGUCCUUAUUUUAAAUUUUGGAUGUGCCGCUGGCUUUGACAAUGCAACUGUUGUGAAGAUAGAAGUACAUGUGAAUCGGACGUCAGUACCGCCGCCACUGUUUGAUCCCAAUUUAAACGUAACGAAAGAAGACGCAAAUGAAGGAGAUCCUAUUUACUACUACACGACAGAAACCAGUGAAACAAGUGAAGACACAGUGGCUGAAACGAAAUCCAUUCCGAAUAUCAACAACCUUAAUUUUCCCUACAACCUACAAAUAAUCAAGGAAGUUCUGAAACAAUUGAAAAACGACAAGUGUGUUCGGGACACCACGUUGAUCUUGGAAGGAAUGACGCAACAUGAUAGAUGGGCCUUAGAAAUGUUCGAUUCCUUUCCGAAGUUUCCAGUGGGAAUCAUCUACGGCAACCACUACCAGAUGGGAAACUUCGACGAGUGUGUAGGCGUGGAACGCCUACUCAAAGAGGAAGAAGACGAAAUCCAGCUACAGGGUCAGUACUGUCUAGCCGACAUUCACUUCCAGCGCAAGAAGGAGAGCAACGGAAGGUUCGCCAGAUCGACGAAUAAGGCUGAAGUCAAGACUGACAGGAAUAAAUUCAACAACAGCGUGAUACACUGGGGCAUAUGCCUCCCGUCUUCGUGUUCUACAGAAGACGCACAAAUAUUUGUACAUGAAGUUUUCACUUCGGCGGUACAUAAUUUUGACGUGGUGCACGUGAGGGUAGACUCCGAUAAAUGCUACCACGAGUCUUCUCCACCUUUUACAGCUUUGGAGAUAGUGUAUAGUUGUAUCAUAGGGGCCUUUCUCAUGUUCACCUUGCUGGCGACGUGUUUUCAUUGCAUGUACAUAAGAAAAAGGAAGAGAUACAUAAAUUAUAACGUGGAUUCGUUGAGGUCGAGGAAACCGAAGUUAUUGCACGAAGUUGUGAUAUGUUUUUCGUGCAUAAACACAAUAGGGAAAUUUCUGCACGUCAAACCCAACGAGCUGAAUCUGGAAUGCAUCUGCGGCAUCAAGUUUUUGUCGAUGAGUUUGAUUAUAGUGGGGCACUCACUCAUAUUCUUCAUGGGAGGGCCGAUGGUCAAUAGGGAUUUUUUCAAAGAGAUGUCCACGAAACUAGAAAACAGUCCUCUACUAAACAACGCGUUACUUGUGGAUACUUUUUUGUUAGUCGGCGGAUUCCUUCUCUGUAGACUUCUACUAAUCGAGCUUGACAAAAGAAAAGGCAAACUCAACGUGAUUAUUCUCUACUUUGCCAGAUACAUAAGACUGACUCCUUCGUAUAUUGUUGUAAUUGGACUGUACAUGACUUAUUUAUAUAGGACGGGGUCUGGACCUUUCUGGAAGUCAAGAAUAGGUUUAGAAAGAGACAGAUGUUUGAGUUCUUGGUGGACAAACGUGUUAUACGUCAAUAAUUAUGUCAAUACAGACCAAUUGUGUAUGUUCCAAUCGUGGUACUUGGCCGUCGAUUACCAUCUUUUCAUAAUAUCGCCUUUAAUAAUUUACCCCUUAUGGCGUAAAAGAAAAUUUGGGGAAUCGCUAUUGAUUGUCUGUAUUCUGACAUCGAUCGCGACACCGUUUUGGAUUACUUUUAAGGACAAUUUGGACCCUACCCUCAUGGCUUACCCUCCAGAAAUGGAAGACAUAUCUACGAACUUCUACUUUUUAAAUGUGUACAUAAAAACCCAUAUGAGGUCUAGUUCGUAUUUUUUAGGAUUGCUGUUUGGAUAUCUGGUGCACAGGCUUCAGUCCACAGGGACUAAAAUCAAGCCUUUAGUAGUAUGGCUCGGUUUGAUCCUCUCCGCAAGCCUAGGAAUAAUGUCCAUGUACUCCAUUGUUAUUUUUUAUAAUCCAGAGCAUACGGAGAACAGUUUGGAGUCAGCUGCUUAUUCUUCUCUCCACAGAGUUGCUUGGAGUUUAGCAAUUGGAUGGAUUAUAGUAGUUUGCGUAACGGAUAAUGCAGAAAUAAUAAAUAAGUUUUUAUCAUACAAGUUCUUCAUACCAGCCAGUAGACUGACUUACUGUGCCUAUCUAGCAAAUGGGUUGAUAGAAGUUUACAAUAUGGGUGUCCUUAGACAACCUGUGUACUUAAGCAAAUAUGAAUUGGCUUGUAAAAUAUUAGGUCAUCUAAUCCUUACUUAUACAGUAGCAUUCAUCCUGUGUAUAUUUUUCGAGUCUCCCAUCCAUAGCUUGGAAAAAAUACUACUGAGGAAGGACAAAGUCAAGGAGCAGAAACAGAACUCGACAUUAACUCCUAUGGACGAAUGACCAGUCUAUACCGAGUGUUUUAAAAAAGGUGCCAUAAAUUGGGGGUUGAAGUAAAAACCAAAAAAUAAACUCAUGGUAACUUUUUUAAAUCAGAUCAUUUACAAAAUAUUUAUCUACCUUUAUUUAUUUAUCUCUAUAAUAAAUGUAUCUUAAAAAAGACAUAAUAAGGUUUAUAAAAAAAUGUCAUCAUGUCCCAUCACCUAAUUUUAUGGCACUCUUUUUGAAACACCCUGUAUAUCAUGUUUUGUAAAUAGAGCUAUUUAAUUUAAAUUAGUUUUGUAGACAACCAAA
Molecule: messenger RNA, 2621 nt
Organism: Anoplophora glabripennis (Asian longhorned beetle)
Lineage: Eukaryota; Metazoa; Arthropoda; Insecta; Coleoptera; Cerambycidae
Product: nose resistant to fluoxetine protein 6-like
Exons: 12
Coding region: 42-2330 (762 amino acids)
Molecular function (GO): acyltransferase activity, transferring groups other than amino-acyl groups
Source: RefSeq, a predicted model, not a curated record